Molecule: messenger RNA, 1900 nt
Organism: Owenia fusiformis
Lineage: Eukaryota; Metazoa; Annelida; Polychaeta; Sabellida; Oweniidae
Source: the annotation of a GenBank genome assembly
UUUAAAAAUGGCGAAUGAGAUCUUUUCAAAGAGGAGAAAAUCUUUUGAGAAAAUGCUGUCGGAUGAAGGGAUCAAGUCUAAUUCGAUGCUUCCAUGGGAUCGAUUCUCUAACUGGUUACACUGCGCAUGUGUUGUAACAUUUGAUUUGGAAUUGGGACAGGCGAUGGAGCUGAUGUAUCCAAGUCAUGUGAAACUUACAGAGAGAGAGAAAAUGAAUAUCUGCUACUUAUCGUUCCCCGAUUCCAACUCUGGUUGUAUGGGAGAUACAGAGUUUCAUUUCCGUAUACGUCAGUGUCAUACACGUAAACAGAACCUGGGCCUGAAGGACUACAAUCACAGCUGUCCUGUGGCCUUGCAGGGAGACAAUGGACAUUACUAUGGCUUUGUGUACUUCAGACAGACAAAAGACAAAUCAAUACGUAGAGGAUACUUUCAAAAAUCAGUGGUGCUAAUAUCCAGGCUUCCGUUCGUAAAUCUCUUCUCACAUUUAAUCAACAUUGUGGCCCCGGAGUACUUUGACAAUGGUGAGCCAUCCUUAGAAGCAGCUUGUCACGAUAUAGACCAAUGGCCGCCUCCAGUCCCUGGCCAGACCCUCAAUCUACCCAUAAUGGGAACAGUCAUACAGGUUAGAGUGCCCUGUAGAACAGAUAAAAUUGCCACAUCAGCCCCGAUAAAAACUUCACAAGUGCCUCACAUACCUGCCAACAAUCUACUACCCAGCAUACAUGAAGUAGACUUAUAUAGUACUUUUCAGCCAGUGUUGCCUCACAUACAAAUGCUUUGGGAACUUGUAAUAUCUGGUGAGUCAAUCGUAGUGAUGGCAUCAUCCCCCACAGUUUGCUGCCGUGCAGUCCAAGCUCUAGUCAGUAUGAUAUGGCCAUUGAAGUUCUGCACGGACUAUAGGCCAUACUUCACCAUUCAUGACAGUGAAUUCAAGGAAUAUACAACAAAAACACAAGCCCCUCCACCAGUCCUGCUAGGGGUUACCAAUCCAUUCUUUGCCAAAACAUUACAGCACUGGCCGCACAUUGUACGCAUAGGAGAACUAGUCGAAGACCAUUGGUCCAUGGACAGUGACACUGAAGCUAAAGGUCUCAAUAAACUGAAGAAGGCUGGGAAUCUCAAAACAUUAGACUCAAAGCCAGGUGUAUAUACUCGUUAUAAGGCUCACCUGCAAAAAGAUAAAACAAUACUCAAGAGACUAGCUAAGCCCUCUCCCACUGAGAGUCUUCUACAGGGAGUCCAGACCCAAAGGCCAGUUGAAGUACAGAAUGCAAUGCUCAAACGAUACCUGCUAGAACUUACACAGAGUUUCAUGAUACCUUUGGAGAGGUAUAUGGCCAGUUUGAUGCCCCUACAACGAUCAGUGUCCCCACAUAAAGGGCCUCCAAAGCUGAAGCAGUUUCAAAUAGAAGAGUUCCUUAAGACCCUAGAGAGUUCAGGCCCGCAACUGACAUCUGGCCUCAAGGGGGACUGGGAAGGUCUUUACAGAAAAUUCUUUAAGUCGGCUCAUUUUAUUGGCUGGUACAAUAACAGGCAGCAAGAAGUGAAUAUGAAACUGCAGGCCAUACAUGCUGAAGCUAUGUGCAAUUCUGAUCUAGUUGAGUGGAUCCGAGACAAACAGGAAGUAGAAGUUGUUGAUCUCAUUUUACGUCUACGAGAAAAACUAAACUGUGCAGCUAGUAGUCAGAUGCCAGUUUCUCCAGAGACAGUGCAUAAAUUACAAUCUCAUCACGAUAACAUAAUCAGUCAGUUACCACCAGACCUACGUUCUGUACUCAAGUCUGCGUGAUCCCCUCAUCUGUGCUCUAUACUCAAGUCUGCAUUGACCUUAGUCUUAGUACUCAAGUCUGCAUGACCACUUGACCUGUGUUCUGUACUCAAGUCUACAUGUUCACCU